Molecule: messenger RNA, 414 nt
Organism: Aphanomyces astaci
Lineage: Eukaryota; Oomycota; Saprolegniomycetes; Saprolegniales; Verrucalvaceae
Exons: 2
Coding region: 1-414 (137 amino acids)
Source: RefSeq, a predicted model, not a curated record
AUGGUCUCCACGGGAUCCUCCAUUGAAGUCAUCCCAACCCACCACGGACUGCAUUCUCUCAAGGUCCCGACGAUUCUGAAUGUUCUCAUGACGUCCAUCAUGGGCGAGGAGCUGUGGCGCAUCAAGGAAACGAUGUUUAAUGGUGACGAGGAAAUGCAUCGGGCCAUGGUCCACCUCGCCGACAUUCAUGCCAGUGGAAACAUUGAUGUUACCUGCGUUGGCCUCACACGUUGGUACCAGGACUCGGGUCGUGUUGUCGUCGACAAUGACCAAAACAACGAGUCUGUCACCCAUUUUGACACUUCCACCGCGACCCAGGGGUCAGCCUCUAGUACUACAGAGCUCCCGGCUCCCGCUCGGCGUCUCGACUUUCCUGGGUCCAAACAUGUACUAGAAUAUUUACUGUUAGUGUAA